AAUAAAGCCCCCGCUGCUCAAUCGCCACAGGUUGGCUUGAUGAGCUUCCAGUGCGUGGAGAACGCUCCAUACGCUAUGCAGCCCGUCUGGUUGAUGAUGGCACCGAUGCUAGGCAAGCAAACGCUCACACCGUGUGAGGUUGCAGGAUUGGUGAUGAGCACAGGCAGGAACGGGCCGUCGUACCGUAUUGUGAAUGGAAGCAGCACGCUCAUAAGCGAUUACCCGUUUAUGGUGUCGGUACAGCGGUGGAACAAGGACGCGAAGACCCACAUCUGCGGCGGUACGUUCAUCAGCAACCAGUGGAUACUGACCGCGGGUCAUUGCGUUGAUGACACCGAGUUUAGCAAGGGUGGAAUUGUACGGGUGGAAUCGUCGUUUCACGCAUCGGGAGGCACAUUGCUUACGAUCGAACGGACCGUGCUCCACGAGGCGAUCGCCUACGGAGGUACGGGUAUUGAUUAUGAUUAUGGUUUAAUUAAGCUGGCUGCUAAGUUUGAGCGAGCAGUUCCGGUGCGGCUGGUGGCAGCGAAAAGACGCUUCCUGCCGGGAGAACUCUGCACGAUCGUUGGCUGGGGUUUGACGAAGAAUACGGGCGAUCGGGAGCAGCUGCGGAUGGUGAAGCUACCGAUCAUAUCCCAAGAGAGCUGCGAUGAAGUGUACGCCGAGCGUCAACCGAUCACUCGAAGAAUGCUGUGUGCCGGAUAUGCUGGAGGUGGUCAAGAUGCGUGUGAGGGAGACUCUGGUGGGCCGCUGCUGUGCCGUGGCAUACAGGUCGGCAUCACAUCGUGGGGCGUUGGAUGCGCUAAACCCAGGCGCUAUGGAGUGUACAGCAAUAUCGCAAAUCAGCGUGAAUGGAUUCGGAAACAUACUGUUACGAUAGGUAGUGUCGGUGGUAAGCGACGGAUGAACUUUCGGAUUGUCAACGGGACGGAAGCAACGGUUGUCGCGUAUCCGUUUAUUGUGUCCGUCCAGAAGUGGACACCAAUGCUGAAGCAGCACAUUUGUGGUGGAACGCUUAUUAGUGAGAGUUGGGUCCUCACAGCAGCUCAUUGCGUUGACAAGAUCACCGCGUACACGGUUAUGGUGCGCGCCAACUCGUCAUUCUUCAACCGCGGUGGAAAGCUCCAUCGAGUCGAGCGUGUUAUAAAGCAUGAGCUUUUCAGCUACCAGACGGGGGACUACGACUUCGGGCUGAUGAAGUUAAAGCAACGGUUUAGGCGAGGAACGUACGUUAAGCUUCCAUCGGGUCGGAGACGUUUUCCACCCGGUGAACGGUGUACGGCUAUGGGCUGGGGCUAUACGCUGGGACCGGCUCAGAGAGAUCAGUUACAGCAGGUCGUGUUGCCGAUCGUGUCCCAGAGGGUGUGCCAGAAGGCGUACGAAGGUACGGACACGAUUACGGCCCGCAUGCUUUGCGCUGGAUAUGCGGAAGGGAUGCGAGACGCGUGUGAUGGAGAUUCUGGUGGACCACUGGUAUGUCGAGGCAUUCAGGCCGGGGUUAUAUCGUGGGCAAUUGGUUGCGCACAACCAAACAAGUAUGGUGUUUAUAGCAGCGUUGCGCAGGGUCGAGAAUGGAUCCGGAACCAUACAGGUAUUUAAGUACAUAUGUUUUGUGGAUUAUAUUCAUUUUAAUAAAUGUUUUCUUCAUGAUUUGAUAAUUUUUGUAAAUGAGAAAAAAAAUCCGAUAUAAAUUCCAGUCGUUGCAAAUUCAAACUGCUAAAACCGCCUACAAGUAUGCAAUCUGCACUACAUGCUGAACAAAAUCACAUUUAACGAACAUAACAUUAAGUGCCGCGAAUCACACGAAGGAAUGCAAAUUGUAGAAUAACGAUCGCAAAAGCAACAACAAAAAAAAAAGAAACGGUAAACUUUGGCAUAAUUGGUUAAACUUUCCACAAAUCCCAUAAGCGUUCGGUGCGCACAGUCGGCAACGAAAAUUUCCAAAGAAAACACUGCAAAACGAACGCGCCUGGGGGCGAAAUGGCGUCCAAAGCGAAGACGAAGGUGGCUACAAAAUU
Molecule: messenger RNA, 2018 nt
Organism: Anopheles stephensi (Asian malaria mosquito)
Lineage: Eukaryota; Metazoa; Arthropoda; Insecta; Diptera; Culicidae
Product: tryptase gamma-like
Exons: 7
Coding region: 40-1599 (519 amino acids)
Biological process (GO): proteolysis
Molecular function (GO): serine-type endopeptidase activity
Source: RefSeq, a predicted model, not a curated record